Molecule: messenger RNA, 1266 nt
Organism: Kazachstania africana CBS 2517
Lineage: Eukaryota; Fungi; Ascomycota; Saccharomycetes; Saccharomycetales; Saccharomycetaceae
Gene: IDP3
Product: isocitrate dehydrogenase (NADP(+)) IDP3
Exons: 1
Coding region: 1-1266 (421 amino acids)
Biological process (GO): isocitrate metabolic process
Cellular component (GO): mitochondrion
Molecular function (GO): NAD binding; isocitrate dehydrogenase (NADP+) activity; magnesium ion binding
Source: RefSeq, a predicted model, not a curated record
AUGGUUAGGAGGAUCAAAGUCAAGAACCCCAUUGUGGAGAUGGACGGUGAUGAGAUGACGAGGAUCAUAUGGCAUUUAAUAAGGGAAAAAUUGAUAUAUCCUUAUCUAGAUGUAGAUUUGAAAUACUUCGACCUAUCGAUCGAAAAUCGAGAUAAGACAGAUGAUCAGGUAACAGUAGACUCUGCUAAGGCGACUUUAAAGUAUGGUGUCGCGGUGAAAUGUGCUACGAUUACUCCGGAUGAGUCAAGAGUUGAAGAGUUUCAUUUGAAGAAAAUGUGGCCAUCUCCCAAUGGUACAAUUAGAAAUAUACUUGAUGGUACUGUAUUCAGAGAACCGAUAAUAAUUCCGAAGAUUCCUCGUCUUGUUAGACAUUGGGAGAAACCUAUAAUUAUAGGGAGACAUGCAUUUGGAGAUCAAUAUAAGGCCACUGAUGUUGUUAUCCCAGAAGAAGAAGGCAAGCUGAAGUUGAUUUUCCAACCAAAGGAUACAAAUAAACCAGCUAUUGCUACUGAUGUGUUCGAAUUUGAUGGUGAUGGUGGAGUUGCCUUGGCCAUGUAUAAUACAAGGAAAUCCAUUAAAGGCUUUGCCAGAGCAUCAUUUGAAAUGGCUUUAAAAAGAAAAAUGCCACUAUUUUUUACAACCAAGAAUACUGUGUUGAAACGAUAUGAUGGAAAGUUCAAAGAUAUUUUCCAGGAAAUGUAUGAAAGUGAUUAUAAAGUGCAAUUUGAUGAAAUUGGAAUUUUAUAUGAACAUCGGUUAAUUGAUGAUAUGGUAGCACAAAUGCUCAAGUCCACUGGUGGCUUUAUAAUUGCGAUGAAAAAUUAUGAUGGUGAUGUGCAAUCCGAUAUUGUGGCUCAAGGGUUUGGUUCUUUAGGUUUAAUGACGUCGAUGUUAGUCGCUCCUGAUGGGAAAACUUUUGAAAGUGAAGCUGCUCAUGGUACAGUGACAAGACAUUAUAGACAAUAUCAACAUGGUCAAGAAACCUCUACAAAUUCAAUUGCUUCUAUUUUCGCGUGGACAAAAGGGAUUAUUCAAAGAGGUAAACUCGAUGGCACUCCUGAUGUAGUUAAAUUUGGAAAAUUACUGGAAGAAGUUACUAUUGAUACAGUCGAAAUAGAUGACAUCAUGACAAAGGACCUGGCAUUAAUGUUACAUAGAGGAGAAAAAUCAGACUACGUAACAACAGAAGACUUUAUCAAUUCAGUUAAAAGAAGAUUAGAUAUCUCGAUGAAACAGAUGUUCACAACUAAAGUUGCUAAAUUAUGA